Molecule: messenger RNA, 1170 nt
Organism: Exophiala spinifera
Lineage: Eukaryota; Fungi; Ascomycota; Eurotiomycetes; Chaetothyriales; Herpotrichiellaceae
Exons: 2
Coding region: 1-1170 (389 amino acids)
Biological process (GO): proteolysis
Molecular function (GO): metalloexopeptidase activity
Source: RefSeq, a predicted model, not a curated record
AUGAAGUGCCCUUCGCUUCUUGCGUUCGCAGCUACCUGCGCUACCGUCGUUGCGUUUGCUGUUGAUCUAGAGAAGGUCUUUUUGGAUGACAAGCGUCCUGUCGCCCAGGAGACGUUCUUGAUCGAAUCCAGUCCAGGAGAAACAAAAUGGGUCACCGAAGAAGAGAAAUGGGAAUUGAAGAGGAAUGGCAUGCGGUUCAUGGAUAUCACUGAAAAUGGCCACACCUAUCCUUACGUUGCCUUUAGCGAGAGGGACUCUUCUCGCGUUACCUAUCCCUCGAAAACGCAAUACAACGAGACUGUGAAGGCACUCGCAACAGCGCUCGACAAGGACAAUAUGCACAAACACCUCAAAGGAUUGACCUCAUUCCAUACCCGAUAUUAUCGGAGCCCAUACGGCGUUGAUGCAGCUAAAUGGCUGUAUAAGCAGAUCGAUUCCACUAUUUCGGACUCGGGUGCUUUCGACCAUGGCGCAACUUUGGACAAGUUUGACCACCCCUGGGGACAGUUCAGCAUCAUUGCCCGGAUACCAGGGAAAAGCAACCAUACAAUUGUAAUUGGAGCACAUCUCGACAGUAUCAACCUGUGGUUACCGUCUGUUUUUGCUGCUCCGGGUGCCGAUGACGAUGGGAGUGGGACGGUGACAAUUCUUGAAGCUCUUACUGCUCUUCUUCAAUCCGACGACAUCGUCAGAGGAAAGGCGGAAAACACCAUCGAGUUCCAUUGGUACUCCGCCGAAGAAGGCGGUCUCCUCGGUAGCCAAGCCAUCUUCAAAUCAUACCACAACAGCCAGAAGUCGAUCAAGGCAAUGCUUCAGCAAGACAUGACAGGUUACGUGAAAGAGACGCUGGCUCACGGCAAGCCCGAGUCUGUUGGUGUCAUUACCGACUUUGUCGACCCGGACCUCACCGAGUUUGUCAAGGAGAUCAUCACUGUGUACUGUGAUAUUCCGUAUACACUGACCAAGUGUGGUUAUGCUUGCUCCGACCAUGCGUCGGCGAGUAAGUAUGGGUAUCCAUCAGCAUUCGUCAUCGAGUCGGACUUCGAAUAUAGCGACAACAAGAUCCAUACUACGGACGACGUGAUCGAGCAUCUCAGCUUUGAUCAUAUGCUACAGCAUGCGAAGAUGACCUUGGGCUUCGCGUACGAGGCUGCAUUUGCAAAGUUCUGA